ACCGUGUUUAAUGCAUGCGUUUCCUGAGGAAAACAAACCAAUCUCAUUUGCAUUUGUGGUUGUAAGUGAGCUGUCAGAGAGCCUAAUUAUGGUACGGAAAACGGGCACAGAUUUUCACAGACAGGUUUUUGGCUUGAUCACAGAUUUUUGAAAAAAGGACCUGGCAUAACUGAUUGUUUGGAAGGACUGUAUUUUGGGUAUUUUCGACGCGUUCUGUUAAUCGUUGUGUUUCGAGUGCUCCAAAGAAUAUUCACAACAAUCAACAUGCCAACGACCAUAGAAGAUUUACCGGAAGAAAUGCUGGUGGAAAUUUUCUCAUAUUUGGAAUUUGAAGACUGCCUUGCCGCAACAACUGUUUGCCGGCUCUGGUCCGGAUUGGCUCUACGUUGGAAGAAGCUACGAGUGGAUCUGGAAUACAAUGUGAAAGACAAAAGCUUUCGCACUCUGUUAGCUAGUUCGAGACCAUAUCGACACUUUUCCUUUGAUUGUAGCUGCCCUUAUGUAGAUUGGGAUGAGCCGGCUCAAAUUUUGGCUAAAUUUUCGUCAACGAUUGAAAUUUUGGAGAUUUCUACCUAUUAUUCAAGCAAGGAAUUUCACGAAUUUCUAGCAAAAAUGACGACUUUGUGUACAAAUCUGAAGCGUCUUGCAAUUGAGUGGAACGAAUCAGAGCUAUCUGGACUCGAAAUUAGUUUUCAACCACUGAAUGAUUUGAGCGAUUUGUAUUUGAGUCUCCGCGCGGAAAAUUUAUUAGAAAUUGACUUCCGGAAAGUGACACCGAACAUCACAAACUUGUGCUUAGGAAUCGGUCCUAAUUUCGAGUUAUCUCAACAAAUUCUGCAGCAUUUUAGCCCUCGAUUGGAAGAGUUGAAGGUUUGGUUUUAUGAUGAGGAUCUAUUUAACAUUGUUUGUGAAAUGAAUUUUCCACUGUUGAAAAAGUUGAAUUUUUUGCUCUCAAUUUCCGGUCAAGAUCAUGAUUGGUCGCUCAAUUUGUUCACGAAGUUUUUCCGGCGAUGUGCCAAUUUGGAAGAGGUUACCCUUCUAAUAAGGGUCAACAAGCACUUGCUAGAAAGCUUAGCACAGUUUUGUUGUAAUCUGCAGAGCCUUCGCUUUAAUAUAAUGAAGCUGCCCGAAGACUGUUUCCGAUGCCUUAGCGAAAUGCGUUGUUUGAAGGUACCUAAUGACGAUAUUUUUUUUUGAAGGACUGCUAAUUGUGUUCGUUCUUUUCUUCUAGUGCCUUAUAAUCGAGUAUGCAACGAUCCAUACUCCCGAUUCAAAACAUUCCAUUCGUCCAUUUAGUAAGCUACAAAUGCUUACGCUCUUUCGUUCUAAUGUCGCAGAUCCAACGAAAUUUAAUACUUUUUUAUCCACUUUAUGUCCCGCACUCAUCACACUCGAGCUUUUGCAUAUACAAAUCAAUACGCGGACCCUAGCAAGUCACAAAGUAAUUUGCUUCAAUCUACCAAUCAAACGAUUGAUCAUACAGGAGGUUGGACCCAAAAUAAAAUUGCUUUUUGUUUCGAUACUAAACUUGAUUUCAUUUAGGAACAUAUAAAAGCGAGUUUGGUAUCUCAUUUCGCCUCUCUUCCGCAAUUGCGGGAGAUGAGGUUGGAUUUCUUGGGCUUUAAGAAUGAUACCCGUCAUUACGGCACUAGUCUCGAUUCUAUUCGGAUUUUUAAACUCAACGCUAACGUAAGUAGAAUCUAGUUCAUUCACAAUCUAUUUUCAGUUUAUAAUUUCAAUUCAGCUCAAAUAUUUCGAACCAAGCAACCUGUUGAGCAUGUUGCAACUUUUUCCCAAUUUGAGUCAGCUUCAUCUUAGAGGUACCCGUUCGGAGGAAACAAUUCAAGCGGUAAGAAGAAUACUACCGCAUUGUGCAAUUAUUUUCAAGAAGGAAUUGCGCAUCGUAGAGAGCAACGAUUAUCUUCUGGCCUGGUGAAAUGGAUCAUAAAAUUUGGACAUGUUGAACGUGAAAAAUGAAUUACCUGAAGCUUGUUCCGGUCAGAGAGAAAAACAUUUACUCAUCGAAAACUAUUUUUAACAUUUCCUUUGGUUGAAUUUGAUCGAAUUAACGACAAUAAAAUGAUUGAUUUUUCAGAAUCGUACUUGAUAGGCAUAUUGUCGCAAAGCUGAAAUGUAGAGGCGCUGCUUGUUUAGAGAUGAUACUUUCAGCAAGAGCUGUCAAAUCGUUAGGAAAAUUUCUAAUUACUCUACCUUUUCAACGAUUUCUUAUGAA
Malaya genurostris is the source of this 2233-nucleotide messenger RNA. RefSeq lists its product as uncharacterized. The transcript has 2 exons. The record is from RefSeq and is a predicted model, not a curated record. NCBI's taxonomy places the organism in Eukaryota, Metazoa, Arthropoda, Insecta, Diptera, Culicidae. The coding region runs from base 265 to 1197 and encodes 310 amino acids. Gene Ontology annotation, molecular function: protein binding.